Messenger RNA from Ruditapes philippinarum (Manila clam), 2688 nucleotides. RefSeq names its product pituitary tumor-transforming gene 1 protein-interacting protein-like. Gene Ontology annotation, biological process: protein import into nucleus. Gene Ontology annotation, cellular component: cytoplasm; nucleus. The record is from RefSeq and is a predicted model, not a curated record. NCBI's taxonomy places the organism in Eukaryota, Metazoa, Mollusca, Bivalvia, Venerida, Veneridae. The transcript is spliced from 9 exons. Bases 84 to 662 code for a protein of 192 amino acids.
ACAGACUUUAGCGAAAUUUGAAAAGGAAGUAGGAAGAAAGAAAUUCCCUAAAAUUUUUGCGACAUAAAAAUCUCGAAAAAAAGAUGAAGUGUUUUAUUUUAUUUGUGUUUUUUGGUGCCGUUAUUAACGGUGUAUUAUCAGCUUCAACAUCUAAAGCACCUGUUGUCACCACAGACAACCCCAGUACCACACAGAAAACUACGCAGAAACCAACAGGUUCAACAAGUAAUGUUGUCACUACUCCUAAGCUUACACCAGCAGAAGAAUGUCAGAAGGCCAACUCUAGUUGUGAUACAUGUGUGAAGGUGGGGUCUGUACAGUGUGUGUGGUGUGCAUCAUCUAGCAAGUGUAUGUUGAAGGAACAUGUGAUACCAACAUCUGAAUGUGGUCUUGCUGAUGCUAAAUGGGCUGUCUGCUGGGUUAACUAUGAGGCACUGAUCAUAGCUUGCAGUGUAAUUGGUGGAGUCCUGAUAUUAGGACUAACUAUCUGUAUCUGUUGUUGUUGUUGCUGUAAGGGUAACAAAAAUGCCAAGUAUGCUAAGGAAGAUGCCAAGUAUGAAAGAAAGAAAACUGAAAUGAAGGCAGGACAGGCAGAGAGGAGAGCAGAAAGAAAGGCAAAGACAGAUGAAAUCAGGAAAAAAUAUGGUAUAGACAAUGUAUAAACAGUCAAACUUUUGAGAUGCUUGAUCAAGGAGGACAAUCCAUAUUCAAGAUUUGAGAACCAAUAGACAAGAGUUAUCUACCUUAAACAUCAGUGUAAAGAACAAGAGAAAAACAAGAACUAACAACUUUUACAAUGAUAAUUUAUAGCAAAGAAAAUGAAUGAUAAAUAUAAGAUGUAAAGACUAGGAAACAUUGCAAUUACAAGGCAUACCACAAUUCAAGCUUUGGUUUGAUUUUUUGCUUGGAAUUGUUUUGUGUAUUUUCAUUGAUUUAAAAUAUAUCUUCUCUUGAUAUUAGUGUACAGAAACUUACAGUUUUCAUUUUUGCUUUUCUUUUUUUGUGUGUUUGAUUUUGUUCCUUCUUCUCAUAUUGUAAAGUAUGGUAAUUUUCUGAGCUUUGAUUACUUACUGUAAAUAUAACCAAUUUCAUUACCUUAAUUUCUUCACAAUUGAAAUCUUUUUUUCCUGUUUUAGCCAUAUUUUGUAAAAGGCUUUAUUAUUAAAAGAAUUGAAAUUGAAAGUUGUGACCAAGCAUUAAUAAAAUGAAAAGAAUUUUUGAUUGAUUGAAACAAGUUACAAGAAUUUAUUGUUUUAGAACAUUGAUAAAGUAACAUUUUCAGGUCAAACUUAAUAGAAUUUAAACUUUUCAUUUUACAUUUUCAUGUAAAGAUAUGUAAGUAGCUGAUUUGUUUUUUUGUUUGUAAUCAAGAAAUUUGUUUUGAUUUAUGAAUUACUUUUUUUAAAAUUCAAGUCAAUUUAAAGAUUAUGUACAUUAAAGUCAAAUCUACAAUUAAUAGUCAAUGAAUACAGUUCUGGUAUAUGACUGAUGACAAUAAUAUGUAUGGUGUGAAUACUGUAUAUGGUGGAAAUGUCACACUUGGUAACUUAAAUUGACAGUUCUUUUAUGAAGUAGACUGCUCAAAGAUAGAAGUGUCUUCUACAUUCCAUGAUAAAAUAGUGUUGACGAAUACAUUGCGUUUAUACUCUCAAAUUGAAACAUACAGAAAUAUUGUGUAUCAAUAUUAACUGUAUCAAAUACUAAGACAUGAAUAUAUUAAUAUCAUCACAACAUCGGUGCUUAAAAUUUAACUUCACAUAUCAAUAUAUUAAAUGAGGAAUUAUUUUCUUAAUAAAUAGAUUAUAACAGUUUAUCUGUAUUUUCACUACAUACACUGGGGAAAGAGUAUCAAUUAAGGUGUGAGCUUUUUGUGUAUCUAUUUAUAGGGAUCAUUCCGUCUGUUCUCCAUCCAUCACAAAACUUGUCUGGACUACCCCUCAAAAGUGCUGAUGCAAUUUCAGCCAAACUUUACAGGAAUGAUCAGUACCAAAUAUUGUUGUGCAAAUCAGCGUCAUUUUCCGAUGCAAUGAUUUUUGUCAGAGUUAUGGGUUAUGGCCCUUUAAUGAUUUUUAUUUUUAAAGUUUGUCCGAACUACUCCUCUUAUACCACUAAUGCAAUUUCAUUGAAAUUUCACAAGAUUGAUUGGUGGGUGAAUCUCUUGUGCAUCUUACAUGGGUUUUCGGCUUGAGAGAUUUUUGGCCAAAUUAUGGCCCUUGAUGAAUAAAAAAGGUGUUAAUAAAGGCACUUUAUCUGGACUACUCCUCUUAUACCACUAAUGCAAUUUCAAUGAAACUUUACAGGAUUUAUUACAAGUACUUGCACAUAUUACACAGGUUUUUUGGUUGAAUGAUUUUUGGCUUGGAAUAAAAAAUGUGUUUUGUGUCUCCUGCUACACAUUAGCAGGAUCAUGCAAUUGGCUAUCAUGAGGCGACAAAUGUGAUCACUGAUUGCUCUUGAUUAUUCUUAAAAAUAGCAAUUUUUGUACUAUUUUUAUACAAAAUGUUUGGCAGAAAUAAACUUAAAAUGUCUGUGAUAAAAGAUGUCUAACUGCUUGUUGUAUAGAUUUUUUUAUUUGUUGAAAUGUUGCAUCAUUGUUAUCCUAUACUUAGUCACAAAAAUGUCAUACAUUUAUCAUAACAGUGUAUUAAAACUGAAGUGUCACAAGUAUUGUACUGUAACUGUAUAUUU